Molecule: messenger RNA, 1024 nt
Organism: Parathielavia appendiculata
Lineage: Eukaryota; Fungi; Ascomycota; Sordariomycetes; Sordariales; Chaetomiaceae
Exons: 1
Coding region: 128-844 (238 amino acids)
Source: RefSeq, a predicted model, not a curated record
GAAAAAGGGAAACAAAAGCGAAGCAAAGCCACGAUCCCACCAGACUCCAGAUCCGCCAUAAUCACCCAUCACCCAUCAUCCAUCAUCCGUCAUUCAUCUCGGUUCACGAGGCACACCACCCCUUCAAAUGUCACAACACCGAAACCUCCUGCCAUCGAUCAUCGAAUUACCGUUCUCCACAACCUCCAAUUCCAUACCCAGCCAUCCCAUCAAGCUCCUCAACAACUUCUGCACAGCAAUUCCCCUUGACAUGUUCCCGGCACUUUCCGCACAAGAAUUCAUACCGGCUAUUGGCAGCGGCACAACAGCACACCCGAUCAAAGUCCCUCUUGAUAUAGGACAAAUCGCCCCUCUUGAGGUGCAAUGGACCAGCCUUCUGGAUCUGGCUGAGGGCAUUAACCCAGCCGGCGUGGAAGGACGUGGCCAGGAACUCUUGCUGCGUGGCAUUUUGCUGCUCCUCCUGAGUGAGAGGGAUCGCAAUGGUCGCGGUGGCGGUAGGUUGCUUCUGGGGCGGUUUGGGGUUGGGCGCGAUACCGCGGUCUUGGCCAUCGCCGAAGAAGAAGAUGUACGGGUCAACUUAAUCUUGCGUGUCGGUGUUCGUGUCUUCGGUGAGGGCUGCAGCAGUAACUGUGGCAGUGGUGCUGGAUGUCGUCUGUUUCAUGCUUGUGACGCCCUGGUCUUGGUUUUUUCUAGAGAAGCGGAAAUACGGAUCGACUUCCUCAUCAUCUUGCUCAAGAACGGCUUGCUGACGUUCCUUUGGGCGCAACGCGGUGAUGCUCCUGAGCCGCUUGAGGUCGGUGAUGGCUAUCUUCUUGAUGGCGGCGAAGAAACUGGAUUUCCGUGAGCCCUUGAAGCAGUUGUGUGUCUGCUUGAUGGGCUGAUGGUCCUCCAAGACUUUCAGCAGCGCCACUGAGGGAUUGAUGUAAAACGCCAGCCGGCACAUCAACGAUGAGUUCAGCUUCAAGUAGUUGGAUCACUGUCGGAGUGUCGAGCUGAGCUGGGAAGACCAGUGGACCAUCGACAU